Molecule: messenger RNA, 183 nt
Organism: Mitosporidium daphniae
Lineage: Eukaryota; Fungi; Microsporidia
Exons: 3
Coding region: 1-183 (60 amino acids)
Source: RefSeq, a predicted model, not a curated record
AUGGGAAAAGAGGAGUCUGCUGAUGCGGUGACGGGUCUAUCCAACAGCGCGGGCACGCAUGCUGUUGAUUCGGCUCUGAGUAGGAUGUUGAGGAAUUCGCGUAGCGAAGGCGAAGAUGCUAGGAACUUGAGAGAAAAGUGGAAACCUCACCUGCAAGAUGCUAUUAAAAUUCCUGCACAGUAA